Molecule: messenger RNA, 219 nt
Organism: Funneliformis mosseae
Lineage: Eukaryota; Fungi; Glomeromycota; Glomeromycetes; Glomerales; Glomeraceae
Source: the annotation of a GenBank genome assembly
AUGAUUGGAAUUGCUAAAAUCACAACAAUUUUCGCUGGUAUUUUCACUUUCUUGGGCAUUAUAGGGCCUGUUUCAAUCAUGGCAUCUCCUUUACCUGCAGAAAUUCCAAAUCCUAUUUCCAUUCCUCUGCAAGCUCAACAGGAUGAAUCACUUUUAGUAGCUCGUAACACAUUGACUAAGCGCCGUAAAAUCGUCGGUUCAGGUUGUUCUGUAAUGUAA